Molecule: messenger RNA, 942 nt
Organism: Diplodia corticola
Lineage: Eukaryota; Fungi; Ascomycota; Dothideomycetes; Botryosphaeriales; Botryosphaeriaceae
Product: murein transglycosylase
Exons: 1
Coding region: 1-942 (313 amino acids)
Biological process (GO): fungal-type cell wall organization; carbohydrate metabolic process
Cellular component (GO): fungal-type cell wall
Molecular function (GO): glycosyltransferase activity; hydrolase activity, hydrolyzing O-glycosyl compounds
Source: RefSeq, a predicted model, not a curated record
AUGUCGUCCUCCAACCACUUCUCGCGCGGCGCCAUGGCCGCCGUAUUUGCCGCCCUCGUCCCUCUUUCCGCCGCACAACUCACGACGAGCUGCAACCCGAUGAACGGCUCUCAGUUCCCCUGCCCGGCGGACGCUGGACUAUGCCAGACGAGCACACAUGUCACGGAUUUCACUACGGGCGAUGAUAGCAACUGGAGGGCAGCGGAUGGCACGAAUCUCAAGUACACGAGUGAUGGAGCCGAGUUCACGAUUGCGGACCGAUACCAAGCUCCGACCAUUGAGACGGACUUCUACAUCUUCUACGGCCGCGUCUCCGUCGCCAUGAAGUCGUCACCAGGCCAGGGCAUCGUCAGCUCCGUCACGCUGGCGAGCGACGUGCUGGAUGAAAUCGACUGGGUAACACGGCCCCCCCCUCCCCCCCCCGUCAGCAUAGAGGAACAAACAACAACAACAGAUGCUUACCCGCUUUUUAUUUUCCUGCAGGAAUUCCUCGGCGGCAACAACACCAUGGUGCACUCGGACUACUUCGGCAAAGGCAACGGCACCGUGUCGGACCGCGAAGGCGACCACGCCGUGGCGACGCCGGUCGACGCCUGGCACACCUACACCAUCGACUGGACCGAGGAGCGGAUCGAGUGGAUCAUCGACGACGUCACGGUGCGGACGCUCGCCGCGGCCGACGCGCUCGACGGCGCAAACUUCCCCCAAACGCCCGCCAAGGUCCGGAUGGGCACCUGGGCCGGCGGCGACCCGGCAAAGUCGUACUGGACGCGGCUGUGGGCCGGCGGCGACACGACGUACAGCAGCGAGGCGGGCAUGCCGUGGACCAUGACCGUGGCCAAGGUCAGCAUCACGAAUUACAACCCCGCCGAGAGCUACAGCUACACCGACGGCACGGGCGACUCGGGCAGCAUCGCCAAGGGGGGCGCGGCGUGCAAGUAG